Tilletiaria anomala UBC 951 is the source of this 3580-nucleotide messenger RNA. RefSeq names its product putative CCC2-P-type ATPase. Gene Ontology annotation, molecular function: ATP binding; P-type divalent copper transporter activity; ATP hydrolysis activity. Lineage: Eukaryota; Fungi; Basidiomycota; Exobasidiomycetes; Georgefischeriales; Tilletiariaceae. The record is from RefSeq and is a predicted model, not a curated record. Bases 178 to 3405 code for a protein of 1075 amino acids. The transcript is spliced from 2 exons. Gene Ontology annotation, cellular component: membrane. Gene Ontology annotation, biological process: copper ion homeostasis; monoatomic cation transport.
UUUACCUCGCCACGAACAGUGGGCCCAGAGCUUCUGCUCUUUCCUCUGUGCACACGUUUUGUGGCUGGAGCAGAAACCAGAAAGCUCCCUUUGCGGCAAUCGAGCAGCCUGCAGCCUUCAUAUUCCUCUUCAAUACCAAAGCUGGGAGCUUAGAGAUAGACUAGCACACAAGCAAACAUGGCGCCCAUCGCUCUUUCCUCGCCGCCUCCUAUGCGGCCCUCGUUUGCAAUAGGCAAUGAAGGCAAUGCACUCGAUGAUGGUGAGACCAGCACUUUGAACCAUCCGCAAAUACCGUAUCUCCAGCCACCGUCGGCAGAAGCUGGCUCAAGCGCAAACGCGAGCGACGCGGCGAAUGGAGAGACACCCCAAGAUGGCCAGGUCGAGUCGGCCACUUUCCAGAUUGGCGGCAUGACGUGUGGCGCUUGUGUAGAAGCCAUUGAACGCAUGCUGCGCGAACAACCGGGCAUCCAUUCCGCCACGGUUGCCCUGCUCGCUGAGAAGGCCGUGGUAACGUACUCUCCGGCACAAUGGACGGCAUUAAAGAUCGCAUCCGAGAUCGAGGACAUCGGCUUCGAGGCGUCCGUGUUUGAAGAAGUGAAAGAGGACGAGGUGCAUCUACGCAUCUACGGCAUGACGUGCGCCUCCUGCUCCUCGACUAUCGAGCGCGAGCUGGGCGCCGAGCUUGGCGUCCUGGAAUGCUCCGUCAACCUCUCAACAGAGAAAGCGCGCAUCCGCUUCGACCUCUCCGUUAUCCCUGGUCCGAGGCAGCUCGUCGAGCGAAUAGAGGAGCUUGGCUUCGAUGCGACGAUCGCCGACGACAGCGACAUGACGCAGCUGAAGAGCCUGGGGCGCGUCAAGGAGAUCGUCGAGUGGCGACAUACAUUCCUCAUCGCAUUUGUGUUUGCCCUGCCUGUCUUUCUGGUCAGCAUGGUACUACCGCGCAUGUCCACUACCGCGAGGGCCGUAUUGCAUUACCAGCCCGUCCGCGGACUCUUUUUGCAGGACAUUCUCUGCCUGGCCUUGACGAUUCCCGUGCAAUUUGGACUAGGGAGGCGAUUUUACAAGAGCAGCUUGAAGGCGAUUUCGCAUGGCAGCGCGACAAUGGACGUCCUCGUUGCCCUGGGCACUUCUGCUGCGUUCACGUUUAGCGUCUUCUCCAUGCUCGCCAGCGUCUUUGGAGAAUGCACGGCCACCAUCCAUGAGGCCGGUGCUACUUCUGCUGCAGCAGGAGCAACUGCUGCUGAUGCUCCAAUGGCAGCAUCGACACAGGCCAUGUGCAUGAAACCAGUAACAUUCUUCGACACUUGCACGAUGCUCAUCACUUUCGUCUCACUCGGGCGCUACGUCGAGAACAGGGCAAAGGGGAAAACGUCCGAGGCGCUGUCCAAGCUGAUCGGCCUGACGCCCAGCACAGCGACGAUCUACACGGACGGCGAGGCGUCGUGCAAGGUUGAGAAGCAAAUUCCCGCUGAGCUGCUGCAAAAGGGCGACAUUGUCAAAAUUGUGCCCGGCGAAAAGAUCGCUGCCGACGGUGUCGUGCUGCGUGGCCAGAGCGACGUCGACGAGAGUAUGGUCACUGGCGAGAGCAUGCCUGUUUCCAAGGCGCCCGGCAGCAUGGCUAUCGGCGGCACCGUCAACGGCGUUGGCACGCUCGAUGUUAAAGUUCUGCGCGCCGGCAAGGAGACGUCCUUGGCGCAAAUCGUCAAGCUCGUCGAAGAAGCCCAGACGUCCAAGGCACCCAUCCAGGCAUUUGCCGACCGCGUCGCGGGUGUGUUCGUGCCGACAGUCAUCGCGCUCGGCCUGCUGACGUUCGUCGUGUGGAUGGUAAUCGCGCACGUGCUCGCACCUCGCCUGCUCCCUGCGCCGUUCCAGGAGCACGGCAGCUCAAAGCUCAUGGUCUGCCUCAAGCUCUGCAUAAGCGUCAUCGUCGUUGCGUGCCCCUGUGCGCUUGGGCUCAGCACACCGACAGCCGUCAUGGUCGGCACCGGUGUCGGUGCACAGAACGGUAUCCUCAUCAAGGGCGGCGGCCCGCUCGAAGCGAGCAACGCCAUCCGCCACGUCCUCUUUGACAAGACCGGUACGCUUACCGUUGGAAAACUCUCUGUCGUCGGCAUUCGUUGGGUAGAUGGCGGCAGCAGCAGUGGCGAGCAAGACGCCCUUGACACGACGCUCGGCCAGCUUGAGACGCGCACCGGCGCGGCCGGUGCGUUGCGUGCGCAAACCCUUCGCAUGGUCGCGGCCGCCGAGACACGCUCCGAGCACCCGCUCGGCCACGCGAUUGCCGCGUUUGCACUCUCCAAGCUCGGUCUCAACAGGCUACCCGAAGAUGUCAGCGUAGAGAGCUUCCAAGUUGCCCCCGGCGCCGGCCUUGUCAGCGUUGUGAAGGCAGGCUCGCGCUCGUAUGCGAUCAAAGUCGGCCGUGCAGACUACGUUUCGGAAGCAGCUAACGUCAGUGUCGACGAUAGCGAGGAGAAGCAAGCGAGCGGGCUGAAUGCGUCCCUCGUGAACUUUAAAGCGGCGCAAGAGGCGCAAGGCCGCACGGUGAUCUUUGUCAGCGUCGACGCGCAAGUGGCAUGCGCGCUGGCGCUGGCAGACGAGCUGAAGCCAGAGGCAAAGCAGUGCAUCGAGGCGCUACGCGCGCUGGGGAUCCGCUGCGGCAUGCUGACGGGCGACGCGCGCACGACGGCGAAUGCGAUCGCCGCCGAGCUUGGCAUGGACGCGGAGGAUGUGUAUGCGGGCAUGAGCCCGAGUGGCAAGCGCAGUAUCGUGCUGCAGUUGCAGGCGCGACUACAGGGUGCGCAUGGUCGCCCGCUGGACCUGGAGGGUGGCACGAGGGCCAGCAGCAAAGCUGUGACCGCUAGUCACAAUAGGCCGCGUCUGGCCGUCGUCGGCGACGGGAUCAACGACUCGCCGGCUCUGGCGGCGGCGGAUGUGGGCAUCGCGCUAUGCUCGGGCGCGGACAUUGCGAUGGAGGCGGCGGACAUUGUGCUGAUGCGCAGUGACCUGCUGGACGUGGCGGCGGCGAUCGCGUUGAGCAAGCGCAUCAUGCGCCAGAUCAAGCUCAACUUUGUCUGGGCGACGGUAUACAACCUGGUCGGCAUCCCGCUCGCCAUGGGCGUCUUCCUCCCCUGGGGCUGGCACCUGCAACCGAUGAUGGCCGGUGCGGCAAUGGCGUUCAGCUCUGUCAGCGUCGUCGCCUCCAGCUUGACCCUGCGCUGGUGGACGCGGCCGAGCAGCCUGUGCGGCACCGGCAGCGGCUCGGGUGCGCAUGCUCAUGCCGCAGGCGCACGGCCGAGCCUUAGUUUUGCAGCACUUUCAGACUGGGUGCGCCGCAGCGCUGGCAGCGGGGCGAGACGCACGCCGCGGCAGAACGGCUAUGCGCCCGUGCCCGUCGAGAUGGCAUGAUAUGAUGGCCGGCGUUGUCUCUGUUUUACAUUUGCAGCCACAACGCGUUCCCGCCGCGCAUGCAAGCCGCGCCGAUGGCAUGCGUCCGGCGUCUGUCGGCUGCCUACAGUCGCCUGCACCGUGUUUGCCUGUUUGCCUUUCUGUAUCCAACGUAACCCACUGUUUCGACGGGUGG